ACCGUUUCGCCGUCGCACUUCUGCGGGGUCUGUGCAAACGGUGUCUAUAGUGAGACGGCAAAGAUUCUGGUGGUUCCUGCGAGCUGCUCAGCGUCUCUGUGGAUGACGAUGCUGGUGAUGAUACUUUUCGUUUCCGUGAUAGGUGCUUCGGCGUAUGAAUUCGACGGUGUGACUAUUAAACAUGGCAAGAAGUUGAUUAUAAGCGGACAAACCGAGGGAUACGUGCUCAGUCCCGGAUUCGCGAAUGGCACCAACUACCCGGGAAACUUUUACGGCUGUGUCGAGAUUGAAUCCACAAAAAGCAAACCGUACGUCAAGCUGUACUUUGAAGACGUUGACCUGGACGCACUCAAUUACUGCGGUGGCGACAAGGUGGAAAUAUGGGAAACCCUGAUCACCACUUCAAGCCGGAAGCUCGCUUUCUGCGGUUCGCAAAGGCCGCGAGCUUGGGUCUCCCACGGCGGCAAGAGUGUCAAGAUUUUCUUCGUGACCGACGAAAUGCUGGCGGGAAGGGGAUUCAGGAUUCGAUUCCAGGUCACCGGUGACAACGGUCUCUGUGACAAGGAUCAGUUCCAGUGCACUAACCGCCAAUGUAUUCAUCUCAGAGGCAUCUGUGAUGGUGUCAUCGACUGCACCGACGGAUCAGAUGAGAAGUUUUGCACAGCUGCGGGCAGCGGACUGAAGAAUAUGGCGGUUGUUCCCUGCGGCACACCAGUGCACUUGCCGAACCGGGACUCCGAAGAUCGAGUCGUGGGAGGCACAGAGGCAACGCCUUACUCGUGGCCCUGGCAAGUCAGCCUUGGUAACCCCGAAUACGAAGGAAUCGGCCACUUCUGCGGAGGAGCUCUCAUCUCGAGCCAAUGGGUUCUCACCGCCGCACAUUGUGUGACCAAACGCAGAGUCUCAGACAUCAUUGUGACUCUCGGUGUGCAUGACCUUCUAGAAGUGGAUGAUGUCAUGACUCGCAAAGUUGAGACGCUUAUACCGCACUCAAACCACCGUGUCAUCAUGCACGACUACGAUAUCGCCCUGAUCAAGCUUGAUGUACCGGUAAAUUUCACCGACAAAAUGAGGCCUAUCUGCCUGCCAGAAAACGACACCGAUUCACUUCUACACGGAAAGUGUCUUGCGACUGGCUGGGGACAAACAAGGGGAAGCGGCAGUUUCGCGAAGCUCAAGCAGGCCCACAUGAGGGAGCUGCCCUUCGAAGACUGCCGAAAGAGAGGUGGCCUGGUCUUCAGGAGCAUUGACGAACGCUACAGCUUCUGCGCCGGUGACCCUCGAGGAGAGUACGGUGUUUGCCAUGGUGACAGUGGCGGUCCGUUGUUCUGUUCCAAGCAUGGCACCAGUUGGACGGUACAAGGUGUCGCUAACACAAUCCUGAAGUCUACUGAUUCAGGAACACUGUGUGGAGUCGGCAGUGAUUCCUUCUGGAGCCGAGUCAGCACCCACCUAGCCUGGAUACACCAUACCAUUCGCGUCAUGUAGUGCUUUCGCCAGGCUCUCGCAGCGUACGCUGUCUGCCAAUGUCUGACAUUCUCACGAAGGGGCAAUGAACUUUCGUUUAGCAGAAAGUGAUGAAAAAUAAACAGUUGCAGAAACGCUGUUUCUCGAGCACUGUA
Rhipicephalus microplus (southern cattle tick) is the source of this 1622-nucleotide messenger RNA. RefSeq names its product chymotrypsinogen B. The record is from RefSeq and is a predicted model, not a curated record. NCBI's taxonomy places the organism in Eukaryota, Metazoa, Arthropoda, Arachnida, Ixodida, Ixodidae. Gene Ontology annotation, molecular function: serine-type endopeptidase activity; protein binding. Gene Ontology annotation, biological process: proteolysis.